Messenger RNA from Trypanosoma brucei brucei TREU927, 1701 nucleotides. RefSeq lists its product as hypothetical. The record is from RefSeq and is a predicted model, not a curated record. The coding region runs from base 1 to 1701 and encodes 566 amino acids. Lineage: Eukaryota; Euglenozoa; Kinetoplastea; Trypanosomatida; Trypanosomatidae. The transcript has a single exon.
AUGUUCAUUUAUGUCCGCUGCUUACUCCGCAUGGCCACAUCAGGUGAACUAAAGUCACACUUAUCGCGUCUUCGGGCUGCAGGUCGAGCUGGGGAGAGCCAAAUUCGCCAGCGACGCGCUUUGCUUCGGGGGACGAGGCAGCGGCGACAUCAGCAGGUCAGAGAUGCCGGUUUGUCUUCUCGUCGUUCCACCUCCUCCACUGGGGCGGAUUGUUCCAGUAAACUCCGUGACAUGCUUCCGCGGAAUGACUUGCUGGAGAGCGCCAUUGCCUUGACCAUAAGUGAAAACCGUGAUGCGCGUACCGAGCUUGAAUUCAUGCGUCAUUUUAUGGUUGGUUCGCUCUUGUCGCUUGCGUCACCCGUUGGUAUUUGGGAUCCGUACGACGUACAACCACAGGUGUUUGCGUUAGAUAAGUACAUUGCACUUCCUGUGUUUACAUCGGUCGACUACCUGCGCCUGUUCUGCAGGCGCUUUCGAUUUACUGUACGCGACCCCAGCGGAGUGCUGUGGGCUGAUGGUCCCGCCGAAGCGGCAGAGGAGGAGCAGAACGGUGGGGCCGCCUGCACUUUGCCUCUUCCCGAUGUCAUGGCGAGCGAAUGGUGGGCUCGGCACGUUCGGCGCCAGUCGUCAAAUACGCUGUCUGGUGCAACCGAGAUGUGUGCGACUCGGAGAGGGCCGUUAUUGGCAGCGGCAGCUGUUCCUGUUGCCGAGGAGAUUACGGCUGUUAACGAGCACAACCAUCGUACUUGUUGUAUGGGAGCUGAUGAACUUUUUAACUAUUUGGAGUCCCAACCGGUGGAGACGGACGGGAAGGCACAAAAUAUGGGAAAGCGGCGCAAGAAAGGGAAAAAAGUAUGUAGGGUGGGUAUGCGCGGAAGAAAGGGAACGUUGGAGAGAAGGGAUGUUCCAGGGGGCGAAGAAGCCACAGGAAACCGUUGCCGUGAGAACGAGGAGGCGAUUGCAGCGUUUUGGGCGAAGGUGCGCAGCACGGCCCCCUUUCAGAUCAAGCAGGCAACACCACUUCCUACAUUUGGUCCUUUGCUCCACUCCUUCUUUGUUGGCUACUUUGCUGACACGGAAACUCUAUUGCAUAAUGCCUCUAUUGUUCCUGAGAAGGUGGACAUUGUCCUUAACCCAGCGUCUCCCAUUGAGUUUGUACUUGCGCGGGAGGCAACGGACCGUGUACUGCAGAAGGAUCAGCUUCUGCUGCUGGCUUAUCGCCGGGUGGAACGGGAACUCUGCGGAGAGUUCCACCGUUUUUUCUGCCUUUUCGCACCAGAAGUGUUGUGGGCCCGGAGUGCCUGCGUCCCGUCCCCCGUUCCCGGGACUGAUAAGGAAGUGGGGUAUGAGGUGGUCAUUUUAGUUCAAAGCGAGGACCCUGAAUUUACGCUUUCAUCGCUCCGCGCUGCGAAGGCGCGUUGUCUACUUAUGGGCCAUGCCGACUUGCAUAUAUUGCCCUGGGCUGCCGCUGCCCCACACGUUCAGGAGGCCUCCGUGGUAUUUUACGAGCGCGCCGCAUGCUCGAAGGGCGCCGGCUCCAGUAACCGCGGAGAGCUUGGAGUCUUUGAGCAACGGGGCCCUGUACAAACAAUCAACGUGGCUCGACCAGCCGACAACUUCUUCCAUGACCCAAGUGCCGCUUACACGGAAAGUCAUGCCGUAUUCACAGAGGAGUUGAAGGUGAGACGACGUAUGCUCUAG